AAAAUAUAAUAAACUUUGAAUGCUUGGUGAAGGAGAGAGGGACUUAACAUUCAGGCGGGCCCCUUAACCCACUCACCCUACUGAAUCCAAUGAAUCCUCUUCUUGCAUCAUUGCCCCUUCUAUAAAUACAUCCACCUAAGGUAUCCCAUUUCACAUCCCCCCAGCACUUACUCUCCCUUCCUCUUUCCAUCUUCUUUCUUCUAUUCAAUCUCCUCCACACACACACACACACACACACACACACACACACAUAUAUCUCUGCUGCUAAACUCAAUUAAUAACAGCAUAUACUUUGAUGGGCAACGCUGAUUAUCUGUACCCUUCCACCAAUGAGUACCGUCAAUGUGCUCACCCAGUGGCGGUUCCUCCGCCACAACCAUUCUUCAAGUCAUUCAAAAACUCUCUCAAGGAGACGUUUUUCCCAGAUGACCCUCUUCGACAAUUCAAGAACAAAACACCCUCUCGGAAGUUUUUUCUGGGACUGCAAUAUUUCUUGCCCAUUCUUGAAUGGGGUCCUCGUUACACCUUCCAGUUCUUGAAAUCUGACCUCAUUUCGGGGAUCACCAUAGCCAGUCUUGCUAUCCCUCAGGGUAUUAGCUAUGCAAAGCUAGCUAACUUGCCGCCUAUACUCGGCCUAUAUUCAAGCUUUAUUCCACCACUGAUUUAUGCGAUGAUGGGAAGUUCAAGAGAUUUGGCAGUAGGGACUGUUGCAGUUGCAUCACUUCUCAUAGGUUCUAUGUUGGGGGACGAAGUAAACGCUACUGAGAAUCCUACGCUUUAUCUUCACCUUGCUUUCACAGCAACUUUUUUCGCCGGCCUUCUGCAAGCUUCCUUAGGCCUCUUAAGGGUAGGGUUUAUAGUCGAUUUCCUUUCACAUGCGACGAUAGUAGGGUUCAUGGGAGGAGCAGCCACCGUAGUGAUAUUGCAACAGCUAAAGGGAAUUCUAGGACUUCAACACUUCACCCAAUCUACUGAUAUUAUCUCCGUCUUGCGCUCUGUGUUUUCCCAGAUUCAUGAGUGGAGAUGGGAGAGUGGUGUGCUGGGCGCUGUUUUCCUUUUCUUCCUCCUCCUCAGCAGAUACUUCAGUAAAAGACGACCCAAAUUCUUCUGGAUAUCAGCAAUGGCACCUUUGACAACGGUCAUUCUUGGAAGUCUACUCGUUUACUUGACCCAUGCUGAAAAACACGGUGUUGAUGUGAUUGGAAACUUGAAGAAAGGGUUGAAUCCACCUUCUUUUGGGGAUUUCGUAUUUACCUCUCCCUAUUUGACAACAGCUGUGAAGACUGGCAUGAUCACUGGCAUCAUUGCUCUUGCUGAAGGAAUAGCAGUGGGGAGAAGUUUUGCAAUGUUCAAGCACUACAACAUUGAUGGGAACAAAGAAAUGGUAGCCAUUGGGACCAUGAACAUUGUUGGUUCUUGCUUUUCUUGCUAUCUCACAACUGGGCCAUUCUCUCGAUCAGCUGUUAACUUCAAUGCGGGAUGUAAAACAGCAAUGUCAAACGUUGUAAUGGCCAUUGCAGUUAUGUUCACAUUGCUGUUCUUAACACCAUUGUUCCAUUAUACUCCCCUCGUAGUGUUGUCUGCAAUUAUAAUCUCUGCAAUGCUUGGCCUCAUUGAUUACGAGGCUGCAAUUCAUCUUUGGAAAGUCGAUAAAUUCGAUUUCGUGGUGUGUAUGGGUGCAUAUACCGGUGUUGUUUUCGCGAGUGUGGAGGUCGGAUUAGUCAUAGCGGUAUAUAUCUACGAAAACACAAAUGAAAUGAACUUAUUUCCUUCAUCCAAACAACAAAAUUCUGUAAUAAUCCUUUGGUGUAAAAUGCAGGUUGCUAUCUCUGUUCUGAGAUUGCUGCUGUUUGUUGCGAGACCGAGGACCUUCGUUCUUGGAAACCUUCGGAAUUCAACCAUCUAUAGGAGUGUUGAGCAAUAUCCAACUACAAACGAUGUUCCUGGGAUUCUUAUACUUCAAAUAGAUGCUCCAAUUUACUUUGCUAAUUCAAGCUACUUAAGAGAAAGGAUCUCAAGGUGGAUUGAUGAAGAGGAAGACAAGUUGAAAUCUACAGGGGAAACUAGCUUACAGUAUGUUAUAUUUAAUAUGAGUGCUGUUGGUAACAUUGAUACCAGUGGAAUAAGCAUGCUCGAAGAAGUGAAGAAAAUAACUGAUAGAAGGGGGCUCAAGCUUGUGUUGGCCAACCCUGGAGCUGAAGUGAUGAACAAACUGAACAAAUCGAAGUUCAUAGAGACAAUAGGUAAAGAAUGGAUAUACUUGACAGUAGGAGAAGCUGUUGAAGCCUGCAAUUACAAGCUUCAUACAUGCAAACCAGACACCACCAAUGAGGACUCGCAACCAUGGAACAAUGUCUAAUCUUAAUAGAUUUUUUAUGCACCAGAAACAUAAAUUUUCUUUUAAAUUAAAGCCCAAGUAUGUACCGGUUAGUACUCGCUUCUGCAUUAGAGAAUCAGAAUGUAUGAUGUUAGGCAUUGCUGAAUCAACAAGAAAUAACCCAAUUGUGAA
Messenger RNA from Gossypium arboreum, 2509 nucleotides. Its product is annotated as sulfate transporter 3.1-like. The transcript has 11 exons. NCBI's taxonomy places the organism in Eukaryota, Viridiplantae, Streptophyta, Magnoliopsida, Malvales, Malvaceae. Gene Ontology annotation, cellular component: membrane. Gene Ontology annotation, molecular function: secondary active sulfate transmembrane transporter activity. The record is from RefSeq and is a predicted model, not a curated record. Gene Ontology annotation, biological process: transmembrane transport. The coding region runs from base 296 to 2359 and encodes 687 amino acids.